AUGAAUGGGAUGGUCAGCGACAGCAAGAAUGGCGAGCGCUGGGCGGUGACGAUGCGUGAUGCAGUAGUUGGUGGUGAUGGCGUGAGAAAAACGAUGUGCUUGUCGAGGACUAGCUUUUCUCGUCGAAACGCGUCGAUUGGCUCUGGGCUUUCCGCUAUCGACGGUUUGUUUCGCGGCCGCAGUGAGAAUGGAAGAAAGAGAUGUGGAGGCGGCGGUCGUGGGCAGAUAUUGCGCAGUGACGAGCCAAAAUAUGGACGGAGGGAAGUUGAAGUGGUUAAGAUGAAGAGUUUCUCGCAGCCGCUUGAUCUCGGGCGUGAUGGACAUGCACGAAAAUAA
Sporothrix schenckii 1099-18 is the source of this 336-nucleotide messenger RNA. RefSeq lists its product as uncharacterized. The record is from RefSeq and is a predicted model, not a curated record. The coding region runs from base 1 to 336 and encodes 111 amino acids. The transcript has a single exon. Lineage: Eukaryota; Fungi; Ascomycota; Sordariomycetes; Ophiostomatales; Ophiostomataceae.